UGUAAACGUUCCGGAAAGCUGCCGGAGUUUUAUCCAAUGGGCGACUCUUUUGUCACCACGCUUACUGUCGUCUUUGUCUUUUUCUUUUUCCCCUUUUUGCCACUAACGAUAAUCGGCCAUCACAAUAUAUUUUACUAACCAAAAAGUUUCCUCGAUAUUCAAAAUCCUAAACAAAAUAUGUCUUCUUCCUAACAUUAGUUUCAAAAAAGCAACUUCUUUUCUUCUUAUAAUUCCCAUAUUACCCCCUUUCACGCUUCAUUCUUUCUAGUUUCCACCUGAACUUUUCUUUGAGAAUUCAGAGUGACAUUUCCAUGGAAAAUCUGUCACAUUCAUUUGCUAAAAAGAGUUACCAUGGAAGUGGGUUCAUUACAACGCCAAGUAAGUCUGUAUACGACGACGUUUUUGGUGGUACACCCAAGUUCGGAGUGCCAACAUUAGCUCCUCGUUAUGAGGAUUAUACUGAGAUUUUUGGAGGUUUUCACUCGUCCCGAGCUUCCUCUAUUCCCGUUUUGGAACUUCCGGUGCUUGAUGAAGACGAUGAUCGGUUGUCCUUCGAUAUUCAGACUUCUCAUUUUGACUACUCUGAGAUUUUUGGAGGUUUUCCUGUUUUUGAUUUUGCCCUUUCGUACGAAGAUUUGGUUCGGCAAUCUACUUCUGGCUAUGAUUCUUCGGACGAGGGCUGGAGUCCAGUUCAAAGUGAGACCCUGUCAAAUGAGUCGGAUCCUUCAGCUUUUUCGGAAAGGAGUCAGAGCUCUUCUAGUGCUGAUGUUCAUCAUUCAUCUGACGACACCAAACAGUUCAGCAUUUCAUAUCACAAGACUUCCCAGAGGAGCGAAGGAGUUAUGUCAAAUGGCAUGACACAUGUUGCUCAUCUGCAUGCUAUUCCUGGAUAUACUUACAUGGUCAGUGGAAGUCAGGCUUCUCAAAAUACAGAAGAUGAGGAGCCAGCUGGACAGGCAAACCUUGAUAUCAACUACAAUGUGAACUUCAGUGGACCGCUUGUAGAAGACCAGCGAUACAAAAGAAGCACGCCACGUAAAAUGAGCAGCAGCUAUAUCAUGCAUGGAAGUGAUUCAAAACAUCCAGAGAAAUGUAGUGAGGCUAGUUGUACUCCAGAUAAGCCAUUCUUAACUAUCUCAGAUAUCAGCUUAAGAACUAGGCCAUCAGGGUUGCCCCCACCAUCAAGACCGCCACCUGCCAUGGCUGCCAAGAAAGGGAACUCUGAUAGACUUAAUUCAAGACUCAAAGCGUCUAACAGUUGUGCAUUUGAGCAAAAACAAGGGGAUAGUUCACAGCCUUACUUUGACGUGGAAGUAUAUGCAAGUUCAUCUGCAGCGGCGUCCUCUGCAGCUAUAAAAGAUGCAAUGGAGAAGGCUCAAGCAAAGCUCAGAAGUGCAAAAGAGCUAAUGGAGAGGAAGAAGCAAGAUCUAAAAUGUUAUGCAGAACUCCAUUUGGAGAAGGGUAUUUUGGAGGAAAGACCAAGUAAGACAUUUGACAAAGAUGGCGUGGAACAAAGCAUGUGUGUUGGAAGAAUUGAAGAAGUCCUUAAGAACAAUGAUGUUAUUUCUGGUAAUAUUAAAGAUGGAGAACAUUUCAAAUCUACUGGAAAACAUGAAGAAAGUGAGCAGGAUAAGCCGAAUAUGUCAUCUCAACAACCAAUAAAAGCUGAAGGAAGAGUUGCAUGGAGGGAAGGUGCGGAAUUUUUUGAAGUUGUUGAAACUUACCCAUCUUGUGGGUCUCCUGAGGAAGUCAAGAUUGAAUCUGAUUUGCUGCAUAAUAUGGAGUCACAUGAAGACAGACAAUCCAAAGCAGCCACUGACAGAUUUGACCAUCUAGAAACUUGCAAAUAUGUUGCAGCAAAGGAGGCUCGUGACUGCAUAGAGGAGAGUGAAGAAAAAAUGGGUAAAGGGUCCUACCAAUUGGCCAAUACGCAUCAAAGGUCAAAAGAAGAAGAUUUGUGUGGUCAAUUGGAGCACAAGGAGACACUAAAAGCAGAAGAAAACUCACUGGAUGUUAGUAUGAGUGAGAAACAUGUUAAAGUCCAGCAAGAGGGACCAAGUGAGAAGCUAAGUAGCAGUUCUCACAAAAGUGUAGAGUACAUCAGAGGAAGUGGCCAGAAUGUGAGUGAAUGUAAGGCUACUGUGAAAUUAAGUGGUGGAAGGAGAAAAUUAAAUGAUCAAAAGAGAUGUAUAAAUACUGAUUCUAGACAUAUCGAUUUAGAGCUGAUGGUAGAAUCUGAGAUUGAAGAAUGUGAGGGAGGACUUUGGGAUGUUGUUGAUGAAACAGGAAAUGGACAGAGAGUGAAUGAGAUACUCAAGCAGGAAACGAAGAAGCAACUCGAUGCAGUUUCUGAAAGAGAAGAAGGCGCUAUUUACUGGGAGGAGAAUGCAAAGAAACCAAACGAGGAUUUUAAAUCAGAAAAGAACGAUGAGAAAUCAGAGGUAGCUUGCAAACAAGACAAGAAUGAGAGGGACGACACGGUGAGUUUCAAGAUGGACCCAAUAGAUCAGGAUGCAAAAGGUGCUUUUGAGUGGGUGCAAGAGGACAGCCAAUUUAGAGUGUCUCUCGAGAGAAAAGAGCAUGAAGGAGAACAAAAUGAUGCUGAAGAAGGAGAAGAAACUGAGGGAAGACUGAAUGUUAGUUGUGAAGGAGAAGAUGAUGAUAUGGAAAUGACUGAGUUUUUGGAGCAGCAACAAAAUAAGAGAGAAUCCCCUUUGACUUCCAGAUUAGAAUUUGAGAACAUAUCUGAAAAGGCCGGUAAGAUUGAAGAAACUGAGCAAACAAUUGUUUGUGAUGUUAAGUGGGAUGAAUUGCGCGAACAGACCGAAGAUAGCGCCCCAAUUGAAAUGGUUGGGUCUGUUUUGAAGCAGAACUCUAAUGUUGAAGUUCGCAAGGAUGUUACGACGAUUGAUUGGGCUGGCCAACCAAACUAUGAGACUCCACUUGUGAACAAAAUGUCCAAGAAGACGGAGGAAGAUGGAGGAAAGCUGGAAGCAACUCAAUCAGCCCUUUCCUGCGAAGAAAAUGAGAGAUUAGAAACUGAGUUGCAAAAUUGUGAAAAAGAAUCAGAAGUUGGAAUGACCAAUAUGCUGCCUAAAGAUGGAUGCAACUCUGUUUGCAAGAGACAAGAUAUCUUGGAGCAUGGGAAAGACCCAACUAGAAGAGCAGAUGCAAUAGGGUCUACUUCUUCAAAUGAGCAUUUGACCAAUCCAAGUGGAGCUGGUAUCUACACAGAUAAAGCAUCGGAUAGACUGAAGAAGACAGCCUUUGAAAUGGGAAACCAUCCUGAUCAAAGAAAUGGAAAACUUCCUGAAUGUCUGGCAGUGAAUACCAAUGGAUUUCAGUCUGGCAGUAACCAGGAAGUUUCAGAGGAAAAGUUUACAGCUGAUAAUCACUCUAACCAUAGAAAUGGAACAAAUGUUGAAGGGCCAAGAGUGAACACCAAGGUUGUUCAGUCUGGAACUAAGCAGGAAGUUAUGGAAGAAAAGUUUACAUCUCAAAACAUUGUCGGGGAAUGGGCCACAAAUGCAAAGAAAAUUGGAGAUGCUUUGGCUGCUGUGCUAGAGGAUGUUGAAAUCCUGUCAAGUAUAGACCAGAGAGCCGCAACUGGAAGUUCCCAGAAGAAAGAGAGAAAUUCAAAUAAAAUCAUUACUCCUGAGGCCCAAAAAAUGGAUGAGCGACUGAAAAAAGAAAGAGAAAUAGAGGAAGAAUAUAUGAGAAAGAUGGAAGAAGAGAGGGAAAGAGAAAGGGAAAGAGAAAAGGAUCGGAUGUCUGUAACUCGUGAAGCUCUGGAAAGGUCAUAUCUUGAAGCCCGUGGGAGAGUAGAAAGAGCUGCUGCAACUGAAAUACGUCAAAAAGCUAUGGCGGAGGCCCGAGAAAGAUUAGAGAAAGUAUCUGCAGAGGCUAGAGAGAGAUCUUCAGCAGAGCAGGCAGCUAAGGAGGCUAGGCUCAAGGCUGAGCGUGCUGCAGUAGAAAGAGCAACUGCAGAGGCUCGACAACGAGCUUUUGAGAAAACAAUGGCUGAGAAGGCUACCCAGGAAUCAUGUGACCGAGUGGAAAGAUCAUCUUCUGAAAAGUUUUCUGCUUAUUCUAGGAGCACAGAAAUGAGACAAAGCUCUUCUUCUGAACAACAUGCACAUCGGAGCACAGAAACCUCGAAAUUGAGAUAUUCAUAUUCUUCAGCUCAUGCUGGCAUUGAAGGUGAAUCACCUCAAAGAUGUAAAGCACGGUUGGAGAGGUAUCGCAGAACAUCAGAGCGUGCAGCCAAGGCCCUAGCAGAAAAAAAUAUGCGUGAUUUUCAAGCUCAGAGAGAGCAAGCAGAGAGAAAUAGAUUGGCUGAAACUCUGGAUGCUGAAGUGAAAAGAUGGUCAAGCGGGAAAGAAGGCAAUCUACGUGCAUUGCUUUCAACGUUGCAAUAUAUUCUUGGGCCUAAUAGCGGUUGGCAGCCUAUUCCACUAACAGAAGUUAUAACUUCUGCAGCGGUGAAGAAAGCUUAUAGGAAAGCUACACUUUGUGUGCAUCCCGACAAAUUACAACAGCGAGGUGCUAGUAUUCAUCAGAAGUAUAUAUGCGAGAAAGUCUUUGAUCUUUUAAAGGAAGCAUGGAACAGAUUCAACUCUGAGGAGAGGUAGUUGAAGACUUGUUUGCUCAGUUGAACAUAUAAUUUGCACAGUAGUGAGUAAAUUCUGUUUCUCAUAUUUUUUUUUGUUUCUUCAUGUAAGCAACCACAAACUUUCCUGACAGAAAAUGGGCUAACAUGGCUAUUCAUUGAAAUGAAAUUUUACAUGAAAAGGCGAUAUUAUUGUGUUA
Molecule: messenger RNA, 4809 nt
Organism: Solanum pennellii
Lineage: Eukaryota; Viridiplantae; Streptophyta; Magnoliopsida; Solanales; Solanaceae
Product: auxilin-like protein 1
Exons: 8
Coding region: 312-4631 (1439 amino acids)
Biological process (GO): clathrin-dependent endocytosis; clathrin coat disassembly
Cellular component (GO): cytoplasm; intracellular membrane-bounded organelle; vesicle
Molecular function (GO): clathrin binding
Source: RefSeq, a predicted model, not a curated record